Molecule: messenger RNA, 702 nt
Organism: Haemonchus placei
Lineage: Eukaryota; Metazoa; Nematoda; Chromadorea; Rhabditida; Trichostrongylidae
Source: the annotation of a GenBank genome assembly
AUGUGGCGAACCACUUGCAUAUCGGGAAAGUCCUCCAAUGAUAACAGCGUUUCCGUAAAUAGUGUCUUGCCGGUGCCAAACGCGGCUUGGAUUGCUACGAGCGGAAUGCGACUUGCGCCUACUCGGAUGGCGUCUCGCUGGUCGGGGGUCAAUGUCAGAGUACGUUGAUUGACUCUGAAUGAGCGAGCCUCCGGUUGACGUCGGCUAGAUCCGCUGCGACGUAGCUUAGGUGGUGGGGCUGGUGAAUGGUCUCUUUCCUCUUUUACCUCCAUAGGGUGUGGGGGAGAAAGGUGAGCUACUGCCAGCUGUUCCAGAGAGGCUGUCAUGUUCGCGAGCGAUGACUUACUAGGCUGCUGGGGCUGAGCUUUCCCGGCUGGCUGCUCUACGGUGGAGGAGCUAGACUGGCUGCUCGGAGUAGGUGAGCGACGCGAGCACGACUGUAAGGACACGGGAGCUCCCCAUCGAACCUGUAAAACUGGGGGCUUCUGGUUCUGAGAGGAUACCGUAUCUUUGUCCUGAGAACUGGAACCUUGUGCCUCAGGCACCGGUUCGGAUGUAUCCAUAGCGGAAACCUCCUCGGUCGAAACCUCGGAGAGAAUAUUUGUUGAUUCGGCUGCUACGCAACCAUUGUCUACUUCGUCGGUCGACUCGCGACGCGACGACAUACUGUUGGUAUCGUCCGCUACGCGGCUCAGCAAUUAA